Molecule: messenger RNA, 2198 nt
Organism: Nicotiana tabacum (common tobacco)
Lineage: Eukaryota; Viridiplantae; Streptophyta; Magnoliopsida; Solanales; Solanaceae
Product: aspartyl protease family protein 1
Biological process (GO): proteolysis
Molecular function (GO): aspartic-type endopeptidase activity
Source: RefSeq, a predicted model, not a curated record
CAAAAUUACUAAUUUUGGAAAAUGUGACAAUGAACCAGGAAACAACCCAUGAAGAUCCAACUCGACUCAGUAUAAUGGAGUUUCUUGAACUUCCACACAACUGUCAAACUUUACUCUCUACUUCCAAUCUAAUCCUUUUCUCUCUUUUUUCCUUUUCUUGACUCUCCCUCUGAAAACCUAACUCUCAAGCUGUCUACCCAAUAACUAAUUUCAGUGCCAUUACAGUUCAAGAUCUGAGUUCCUAAGCACUUCUUAGAGAUAAAGAAAAAUGUCUUCUUUCAUUAUUUUCUUUCUAACAUUGCUCUCAAUUCGACAAUGCAGUGGCCGUGUUUUCACAUUUGAAAUGCACCACCGUUUCUCUGAAACUGUCAAGAAGUGGUCACUGCAGAAAAUAGGUGGUCCACUUCAUAAUUGGCCGGUCAAAGGAAGUCUUCAGUACUAUACUCAGUUGGCCAACCACGAUAAGUUGUUACAUGGUAGGAGGCUUUUCAAAUUUGACGGACCACUUACUUUCUCUGAUGGCAAUUCCACUUUCCGGAUCAGCUCUCUUGGAUUCCUGCAUUACACUACGGUGACAUUGGGGACACCGGGGAUGAAGUUUCUUGUGGCGCUUGAUACUGGGAGUGAUUUGUUUUGGGUGCCUUGUGAAUGCGGCAAAUGUGCUUCUACUGAUGAUCCUACACUUUACAGCUCUGAUUUUGAGCUUAGCAUAUACAGCCUGAACGGUUCUUCAACUAGCAAGCAGGUCACCUGCAGUAAUAGCUUGUGUACAGAGCGCAAUAAUUGCCUUGGUGUAUAUAGCCACUGCUCUUAUUCAGUGUCCUAUGUCUCCUCGGAAACUUCAACUUCAGGAAUUUUAGUGGAUGAUAUUCUACACUUGAGAACAGAAGACAAUGAGGAAACAUUUGUCCAGGCGCGUGUGAUCUUUGGUUGUGGACAGGUGCAGACUGGUUCUUUUCUAGAUGUUGCAGCUCCAAACGGUUUAUUUGGUCUUGGGCUUGAGAAGAUAUCAGUCCCUAGUAUUCUGUCUCGAGAAGGUUUUAUGUCAGAUUCCUUCUCCAUGUGCUUUGGUCAUGAUGGGGCAGGACGAAUUAGUUUUGGAGACAAGGGUAGCUUUGACCAGGAAGAGACCCCUUUUAAUAUAAACCCAUUACACCCAACGUAUAACAUUUCUGUAGAUCAAAUACGCGUCGGAACAACUCACAUUGAUUCAGGUUUUACAGCACUUUUUGAUACCGGAACCUCCUUUACAUAUCUUGCUGACCUAUCCUAUACAAAGCUUACAGAGAGUGUAAGUAUCCUUUUCAAAUGGUGCUUAUUUGUAGACAUUGUUAGACAAUGUUUAAGAUUCAAAUGUCUUCUUCCUCAACAGUUCCAUUCUCAAGUAUUAGACAAGCGGCGCCCACCUGAUCCUAGGAUCCCUUUUGAAUAUUGUUAUGAUAUGAGUCCUGAUGCAAAUACAAGCUUGAUUCCUAGUUUAAGCCUAACUAUAGAAGGGGGAGGCCAACUUGUUGUCUAUGAUCCAAUUAUUGUUAUAUCCAUGCAGGGUCAACUCGUGUAUUGCCUGGCCGUUGUGAAGAGUCAAGAUCUAAAUAUAAUUGGACAAAACUUCAUGACUGGAUACCGCUUUGUGUUUGAUCGAGAAAAGGCCAUUCUCGGUUGGAAGAAGUUUGAUUGUUAUGAGAUUGAAAAAAUAGACCAUUUCCCUUCAGAAGCCGUUAAUACUACUCGUGUGCCACCUGCUGUUGCUGUUGGGCCUGGAAAUGAUGAUGCAGAAAAAUCAGAUGAAAGGACUACAAAUACUCCUCAAAGUUCUUUUGCAUCAUCAGUUUAUCAAACAUUUUAUUGAUAAACUGCUACCUAGCAUCUCUAACAAUGCUACUUUUAUAAUAGCUACUAUAUGCUCAUUGUUACUGACCUUUUGGCAGCUAGAUGUGGUUGAAGUUCUCAGAAUUUAGGUAUGUUUCUUAGCACUUUAGCACAUAGUGCGGAUAACAACCUUGUAAAGCUCCAAUAUGGUCGGAAGUUUUUUCUUUGCCUGUUCAUAUUUGAUUUCGAGGCUAACCCAUUUAAUGUAAAUACAUACAGAAAAGUUAUAUUUCUUCCGAGCCAAACCUUAUGCUUGUGGUUAAGACAUGGCAAUAUGGUAGCUAAUGUACAUUAUGAUUGCAAUAGAGCAGUGAGAUUGUAUGGAGCCA